AUGACCUUAAAUCUUUGUGUACUGACCCCUAAUCGAAUAGUUUGGGAUUCAGAAGUGAAAGAAAUCAUUUUAUCUACUAAUAGUGGACAAAUUGGCGUAUUACCAAAUCACGCUCCUAUUGCCACAGCAGUAGAUAUAGGUAUUUUGAGAAUACGCCUUAACGACCAAUGGCUAACGAUGGCUCUGAUGGGCGGUUUUGCUAGAAUAGGUAAUAAUGAAAUCACUGUUUUAGUAAAUGAUGCAGAGAAAAGUAGUGACAUUGAUCCACAAGAAGCUCAGCAAACUCUUGAAAUAGCAGAAGCUGCUUUGAGAAAAGCUGAAGGAAAGAGACAAACAAUCGAGGCAAAUCUAGCUCUCCGACGGGCUAGGACACGAGUAGAGGCUAUCAAUGCCAUUUCAUAA
Molecule: messenger RNA, 402 nt
Organism: Helianthus annuus (common sunflower)
Lineage: Eukaryota; Viridiplantae; Streptophyta; Magnoliopsida; Asterales; Asteraceae
Source: the annotation of a RefSeq genome assembly